Sus scrofa (pig) is the source of this 1669-nucleotide messenger RNA. NCBI's taxonomy places the organism in Eukaryota, Metazoa, Chordata, Mammalia, Artiodactyla, Suidae. The record is from RefSeq and is a predicted model, not a curated record.
CCCACUGAGCAAGGCCAGGAGUCGAACCCACAUCCUCAAAGAUACUAGUUAGGUUUGUUACCGCUAGGCACUAUGGGAAUUCCCUAGACCACAGUCUCUUUUGAAGAACUUUCCUUUGGGGGGUCUGUACACUUAUUAUGCCUAUUCUUUUACUGUUGACAUACUCUGUGUGAAAAAGCUCUCUCACCCUCUCUCCUCCCAGCUUGUCCAGAAUCUAUGCACAGAGGAGGCUGCAGACCUAGCCUGAAGCUCAGCAGUAGGGUUCGAUAAGCAGAGCUUCUAAUAAGUCAUGAGGUCCCUGCUUAUCAGGUUCUCUCCCCAGGUGCCAGCCUCCAGCACUGUGGGCAUGCUGGGAACACCUCCCACCCAAGCCUUUGCCCUGGGUCCAGAGUCUGAGUCCUAUCUAGGCACUCACUGAAAACAGCUGAAGGCCACAGAGGUAGAAGUUCCUUGUUUUCCAGGGGCCUGUGACCACCAUCCCAACACCUGAAGCCAUGGCCAGCGGGGAAGAUGAGCCAAGGAACUGUGCUGUGUGCGGGGACCGAGCCACAGGCUAUCACUUCCAUGCCUUGACUUGUGAGGGCUGCAAGGGUUUCUUCAGGCGAACAGUCAACAAAAGCACCAGUCUCAUCUGCCCCUUUGCUGGAAGCUGUAAGGUCAAUAAGGCCCAGAGGCGCCACUGCCCAGCCUGCAGGUUGCAGAAGUGCCUAGAUGCUGGCAUGAAGAAAGACAUGAUCCUAUCAGCAGAAGUCCUGGCAUUGCGGCGAGCAAGACAGGUUCAGCGCCGGGCACAGCAAGCAUCACUGCAGCUGAGUAAGGAGCAGAAGGCGUUAGUCCAGAUACUCCUGGGGGCCCAUACCCGCCAUAUGGGCACUAUGUUUGAUCAGUUUGUGCAGUUCAGGCCUCCAGCUCAUCUGUUCAUCCAUCACCAGCACUUGCCACCCCUGGUGCCUGAACUGUCUCUGCUCAUGCAUUUCGCGGACAUCAACACUUUCAUGAUACAGCAAAUUAUCAAGUUCACCAAGGAUCUGCCCCUCUUCCGGUCCCUGCCCAUGGAGGACCAGAUCUCCCUUCUCAAGGGAGCAGCUGUAGAAAUUUGUCAGAUCGUACUCAAUACCACUUUCUGUCUGCAAACACAAAAAUUCCUCUGUGGGCCUCUUCGCUACACAAUAGAAGAUGGAGCGCAUGUGGGGUUCCAGGAAGAGUUUUUGGAGUUGCUCUUUGGCUUCCAUAAGACACUUCGGCGACUGCAGCUCCAGGAGCCUGAGUAUGUGCUCAUGGUUGCUGUGGCCCUCUUCUCUCCUGACCGGCCUGGGGUAACCCAGAGGAAGGAGAUUGAUCAGUUGCAAGAGGAGAUGGCACUGACUCUGCAGAGCUACAUCAAAGGGCAGCAGCCAAGUCUCCGGGACAGGUUUCUCUAUGCAAAGCUGCUGGGCCUAUUGGCUGAGCUCCGAAGCAUUAACAAAGAAUACUGGUACCAAAUCCAGAACAUCCAGGGACUGUCCACCAUGAUGCCGCUGCUCCAGGAGAUCUGCAGCUGAGGCCCAGUUUGCCUCCUUCCCCAGCCCACCUGCACAUGAUGGACUGUGUACGGCAUCCAGGGGAAAGUGCUGGGAGCCGUCAAAAGGGAGCCCACUGGUUGCAAUGAAAGAUUAAAGCAAUAACUGCC